AUGGUUACUUUGUCGGAUUUUUUGUUGGUUUCCACACAGAGAAGUGGUUCUUUGCCAAAGCAAGAAAUCAAUGCUUCAUUUUUCAAAAGAAAUGCUGACUGGAAAGAGUAUGUUGAUGAAUAUCAUCAUGUGGACAAGUACAAAACCACAUAUGCUGGAAUGGUUGGUCCAGUGGAAAAUAUAUGUAAAUGGAAGUCAUUAGAUGAAAUUCAACAUAAAGUAAAACCUCCACCAUAUGAGAGGCAGAAAGGCAGACCAAGAACUGAAAGGAGAAGAGAUGCAGAUGAAGCUAGAGCUGGAAAUAGACAGAGAAAGCAGUGUAAAUUAUGUUUGGAAUUUGGGAACAACAAGAGGGGUUGUCCUAGAAAGGCUGACUUUGAAGCUGCCCAAGGUGGUGAACCACAAGUGAUGAGGAAUCCAACUACGGAUUUUGUAGAGUAUCUAAAUGAACAACAGAAUAGUGGAAGAGGAGGUGGGAGUGGAGGUGGCAGGACAGGUGGGAGAGGAGGUGGCAUAAGAGGUGGAAGGACAGAUGGCAGAGGAGGUGGAAGGACAGUUGGCAGAGGAGGUGGAAGAGGAGGUGGAAUGACAGGUGGUAGAGGAGGUGGCAGGACAGUUGGUAGAGGAGCUGAAUACUUGAUCUUUGGGGAUGUAACUGAACCAACUGCACCAGCACCAGCACCAACUGCACCAUCAACAACUGCACCAUCUGCACUAGCACCAGCACCAACUGCACCAUCAACAACUGCACCAGCUGCACCAGUUUAA
Papaver somniferum (opium poppy) is the source of this 768-nucleotide messenger RNA. RefSeq names its product translation initiation factor IF-2-like. The coding region runs from base 1 to 768 and encodes 255 amino acids. The transcript has 4 exons. Lineage: Eukaryota; Viridiplantae; Streptophyta; Magnoliopsida; Ranunculales; Papaveraceae. The record is from RefSeq and is a predicted model, not a curated record.